Messenger RNA from Tinamus guttatus (white-throated tinamou), 969 nucleotides. NCBI's taxonomy places the organism in Eukaryota, Metazoa, Chordata, Aves, Tinamiformes, Tinamidae. The record is from RefSeq and is a predicted model, not a curated record.
AUUGUUCCCUUUGUAUACGCAAGUUUUUGUCCUACAAAACUCAGUGCCCAACAUGUUGUGUGGCCGUCUCAGAGUCUGACCUGAAAAAUAACCGGACAUUAGAUGAACUCGUGAAAAGCUUUAAUUCUGCAAGGCAGCAGCUGCUCCAGCUGGUCGUGGAUGCUCCAGUGAUUUCUUCUCCACUGGCCUGUAGCAGACGAGCAACGGGCAAAAGCCACGUUAGGAGCCCUGGGGCUUGGCCAGCUAAAAGUGCCCGAAAAGAGGAGCUACCGGUGAUUGAGAGUUUCUUGAUCAAGGAAAACGUGCUCACCCCGACAGCUGGACCUGCAGGAGCACAUGGGGAGGUCUGCAAAGCCGAGAACCACCACGACCUUCCUAGCAGCUCUCCCGAGGCCUGUGGCAAAGACGAUGAAGUGGGAUCAGGGAAGAGUCCCGAAUGUGCCAAAAACCACGAAGAGCCUUCUACGUCUGUGGGCAAAUCAGUUGAGAAAGUGGAGUGCCCCGUGUGCGGGGUGCCGGUUCCGGAGCCCUACGUGAACAAGCACCUGGACGGCUGCCUGGCGAGGGAGGAGAAGAAGGACAGUCUGCGCAGCUGGGCUCCUGAGCAGUACCUUGGCAAACGCCUCUCCCGAGGGCCCGUGGCGGCAGCUCCGCGCUCUGCCGGCGCCGGCUGCGGCGCGUCGCAGCCCACCUGCAGCUCUGCACUGAGCGCCGCGGUGCAGCCCGCGGUGCAGCCCACCCGCAGCUCUGUGCUGAGCGCCGCGGUGCAGCCUGCAGUGCAGCCCACCUGCAGCUCUGCGCUGAGCGCCGCGGUGCAGCCCGCGGUGCAGCCCCGCGCGUGGCCCAGGAGGAGCCGCAGCGGGGAGCGCGUGUUUGCGUCGCCCCAGGAUGCGCACAGCUCCAAAUUAAUCUACAAUGCACAUAGAAAAAAAAAAAAAAAAAAAAAAGAAUACCUGAGGUUCUUACUAA